This is a messenger RNA of Alosa alosa (allis shad), 3084 nucleotides long. RefSeq names its product inositol 1,4,5-triphosphate receptor associated 2. Gene Ontology annotation, cellular component: endoplasmic reticulum membrane. Lineage: Eukaryota; Metazoa; Chordata; Actinopteri; Clupeiformes; Clupeidae. The record is from RefSeq and is a predicted model, not a curated record. The coding region runs from base 1251 to 2474 and encodes 407 amino acids. The transcript has 13 exons.
CUUGGACCGAGUUCUCUGGGCUGGGAGAGCUGCCUGCCUGCCUGCCUGUCUGCUUGCUGGGCACCCAGGAGUCUAACAUCCAAAGCAGGAGGGACGCUAUUGAUACUCGACCGCAUACCGGGGCUGUCGUUUGUUUGGUGAGCCAUCCCCGGCUGCCCCAUGCCUGCCAGAACAGCAGCCCUCUCUGAUGCCACCCCUCUUAGGGAGUGCUAAUUCAUGGAUGGACACAAAGACCACGAGGGAUGGCUACUUUUUUACGCUGUCGUCCAGGGAGCUGCUCAUAUCAACACCUCUGAUAAAUGCUCUUCAACUCUUCGGAAACUUUGGCUUCUCCAUACAAAUGUUGUGCUAAUCUCAGUUCAGUAAUGGGCAAGUCCGAGCUGUAGUCCACAUAUACAGUAGUGUGGAGUACUGAGUAGAAUGUGGUUCUUUAUUCUUGGAAGUAGCUGAGCCAGCUUAACUGGUAAACACAGAGCAUGAUGGGUGCCCAGGUAAGUCUCCUCUCUUAUGCACCUUACACCUCACCUUUCCCUUGGAGGAUAUGAAGAUACUUUGAUGUAGACUAGAUGUUCCUAGUGCUCAUUCUAGCUGCAAAACACACUUAAGUCUUAAGUGUAUCUCUCUAUUAGCCUCCAAUUAACUCUUCUCCCUGGGCAUGAAUAGGAGGUUGUUGUAGCACAGCUGAAACCAUCCCAGAUGUUUCAAUCUCAGUCUUGUCUUGACUUGGCUUGGUAAAUUAGACCUAUCACAUAACGGAGAUAUUUACAGACACUUAAGAGGACUGCGGACCCACACCUGUAAACAAAUACAGACGUGACUAUGGUCUGUCCAUAACAAUAUUUGUGGCUGGAUUAGUGAGGGAAGGCUUUUGGACAGGCUAUGUGUGUAAGCAGCCAAGGCAGAGGAAUGACACAUACACUCAUGCCCACAGGCACAGUGCACAAAGACCAUGCAGUGUGUGGCCAAACUUCCGUAAAAGGUUCUCUUUCACUUCGUCUCUGUCAUUCUCUCUCUCUCUCUCUCCCUCACUCUCUCGCUCUCCUUCUCUGACAUCAUCCAGUGUGUUCAUAGGGUUGUGUCAGGGCAAAGGCAGAGAGGGUUGUUAGACAAGCAUAAACCUUUUAAAUCCUGAAUUGGUCUCUGACUUUGGUUGAUUGAUUUUGGUUUUUUGAAGUUAAGACGUCACACAAAACAUGAUAGGCUCAAUGCUUCAUUCCAUAAGUAUAAAUCUUUUGUAAUUCCCCUCAUAAAUGCUCUUUCCGACAGAUUUGAUGAGACUUUCAUGCUUCUUCUUCUCUCCACAGAUACCUGCAUCAGGCCCGUUUGGAUUAUUUAGGCUAUCGGACGACAGUGACAGCAGUGAUGAAGAGCCGAGGCCAGAGGAACUGCUGGCCACCUCCUGGGAGGACCUGCCCAUCAUGGAGAGACUGGGUCUCAGCAGUUGUGACGAAAUGACAGAAGAAGAAGUUGAGAGCGCCUUCUUUCAGUUCGCCAUGGCGUUCCGCUGUGACCAGUACACCCUCCCCCAGAGGCUCCAGGCAGAGGAGCAUGACCGUGCAGUGGCACAGGAGAACCUGCAGAUGGAGCUCAACCACACCAAAGACACCCUGCAGCUGCUGAAAGCCCGGUGUGUGGACAGUGAGGCGGUAGAAAUACUGGACAAAAUGGAGACCUCCUUGGACAAUUUGUGCAGAGCGAUGGAUGACAUCAUUACAGCUGCUGAGACGCUGGGGGCUGCUCACCAGGAGGCCCGCGUGAGCCAUGCAGUGGAACUGAUGUCGGUCCACGUGGACCAUCUGAAGCGACGACACACCCUGGAUAGCGCUGAGAUCCUGGAGGCCAGGAGGCUCUUGCAGAAGACCCGUGGGCGGCUGCUGAGUGACAACACUGAUGACGGUGACGUGAGAAUUGUGAGACACUCAGCACAACUGCACUUUGCCCGUAGGAGAGUGAGCAUGACUCUCAUUCCAAAUCUGGCUCAGCUCAAAGAUCUUGAGACCAAGUUCUCAGAGGGGCUAAAGACCAGCGAGGACACUGGAAGCCCACAACCAGAAGGUGACAGCAGGGAAAAAGAUGGCCAACCCGAAUCUCCUGAAAGCUUUUUUCCUCCCCGACUUCGACGCAACCCUCUUCUAAGACAGGCAUCAACCCAGAGUCAGGACGAGGACUCAGAAUCCUCCGCAGUCCCCAGUCCCGUGCCCCCAGCACUGCGACUGCGUCGUAGAUCGGCCCUGGUCGAGCAGGAGGGGACGGAAAGCUCGGAGGAGAAUGAGGGAUCCAGGGAAACGAGUGAGCAGAGCCCCCCUGUCUCUGUUCCCCCCACCCCAGAGCAGCAUUGUCUGUAUUCUGUCCAACGUUCCCUGCCUCAGUGGGUCUCCACCAGUCGCUUUGUGAUCCACAUACUCACUCUGGGAGCCAUCUUCUGUGUGGUGUUCCUCUGGAUGUUACUCAUGAUACUGAUACAGCUGAGCUGAGCAACUUCCCUGCACUUUAAAACAACAUUGCAUGUCAGAUGAUAAUUCAUUUAUGGCAAACGGUGGUAAAUGACAUUAUGAACAGUGAACCAGGAAUAUAACACAGACCUACAGUAACAGUAAGGAUAAUGAUAUGACACAGAGAAUAGCAGCAAGUCAGCUUGUUAGUGCCGCCGUUUGUCUGGCUGAGUGCUGUGAGAGCACAUCACGGCACAGUCUGUGACAUACACUAACUAAAAGGCUUUUAUAAAAGGUUGUUAAGAAUGACUUUUUCUGACAGGUCUUUGUAUGACAGGUGAUGGUUGUGAAAUGGGACAUAAGAUGUAGGGAGUUUAUAGGUUUUUAUUGGUCUGUCCCAAGAUAAACAGCUGUUAAAUUCAAUCAAUGAAAAGGUCAAAAAUUACAGGUUCAUAUACAGGUCAAUCAAUGGUUAAUAAUCAUGCACAGUGUAGCCCAGGCAUAUCAAGACCUUUAGUUUUGUAUAGGAAUGUUACACCUUGAGUUCAUGUUUGGACAACAAUCAAAUGCACAUUAAUAAACAGGAUGCCAUUCUCUGUUAAACAUCAGAAAACAAAAUAAAACACAGUUCUGGUCUUUGCAUUAUAUUAAA